AUGACGCAUUUGAGUUUUGAUUUUAGUAAGCAAGAAGCCGAACAAUACGGAAAUGUUGAAGAAGUACAGGUAUUUCAACAACAGAUUGAUGACUUGGAAGCUAGAGCUUCUGAAUUGGAGCGACGUCGUUCACAGAGUAUCCGUGGAAUUAGCUGGAUUAAUCAACGUAAUAGACAAGCCAUCAAGGAAGCAAUCCUCAGUGGUCAAAUACAAAUUGAGACAGCGAAUCAAGACGACCCUUUCACCCGCAAGAAUGCUCGAAUGAAGCCUGUUUCUGGUAAAGAUAAAAUCUACCAGCAAACAAAUGAAAAUAUGGAUUCAGUUGGAGGCAGCGCUGGUGAUAGAUUCGUUAGAAAGACAAUAUCUCAGAAAGAACUAACCAGUGUGGGUAGAGAAGGAAGUUCAAGUGGUCCGGUUUCAGAUUUGUUUAAUGCCCAUAAUUUCGAUGUUGAUAUCGACAUUGCUAUACCUGUUGCUGCGAUGACUGUUACUUCCAUCUCCUCAUCAAUCAAUUCGACAGAGUCAAAUUUAAGACAGUCUGAGUCAGGCAGCAGUCGGGCAAUAUCAAACAGAGGGUCUUCGAGACCCAUAAGUCUAGAAGACUAUAAACGCCGCAAAGGUCUCAUAUAA
Messenger RNA from Thelazia callipaeda (thelaziosis nematode), 630 nucleotides. The record is from the annotation of a GenBank genome assembly. Lineage: Eukaryota; Metazoa; Nematoda; Chromadorea; Rhabditida; Thelaziidae.